Brettanomyces nanus is the source of this 1722-nucleotide messenger RNA. RefSeq lists its product as uncharacterized. Gene Ontology annotation, biological process: carbohydrate metabolic process. Bases 1 to 1722 code for a protein of 573 amino acids. The transcript has a single exon. Lineage: Eukaryota; Fungi; Ascomycota; Pichiomycetes; Pichiales; Pichiaceae. The record is from RefSeq and is a predicted model, not a curated record. Gene Ontology annotation, molecular function: kinase activity.
AUGAACACUGGGUGCUACAUUGGUAUAGAUGUGGGAUCGCGCUCGGUUCGAGCUGUGGCCGUCGAUGCUGAUAGUGAUGAGGUUCUGGCCCAAGCUGAAUCUUCAAUCAGUUAUGAGGUUGAUCCAACAAAUAGCAGCUAUAUCACUGCUAGUCAAUGUGAGGUAUGGGUUGCAUUUCUAGAUGUUAUAAAACAGGUAAUUCGGAAUAUUAUGGGACGAUCCAUUAUAGGAAUAUGCUUGGAUGCUACCUGUUCAUUGGUGGUGAUGAGAGUAGAAUCAGAUGGUUCGCUAGUACCUCAGAACGUUGACUCUACCUAUUCCAAAAUUUCCGGUAAGGAUAAGGGAAUUGUAUUUUGGAUGGAUCACAGAUCUGAAGCCUUACGGCCCAAAGACAAUCCCAAAGAGAUGGAAAAGCUUGCUGGAAUGUUUAUUCCCGAAAUGGCCGUACCCAAAGUGAAGCAGAUCAGUGAAGAUUGUGGAGAAGCGUUUCAAAGCCUCAAAUUCUUUGAUCUUCACGAAUGGCUCGAGUGGAUGCUCAUUACCAACGGAGAAGCAGAUAAGGGCAUCAGUGAAAUUACAGUUAGUGGAAAUUGCGAACCAGUUGGCAUUGAUGGUUCUUUAGCAGGGUUCUGCAUGCCCACAUUAAACCACAGUUGCGAUAUUCCUAUCCGUGCUGAUCAGAUAGGAAGGGCUUGUAAAGUGGUUGCUGGGAUUCCGUUUGCUGGGCAGCGCAUUGGAUACGUCAAUAAAGAUAUUAGUCAGUCUUUGUUUGGAUCCGGAUCCCAGGUGGUUGUUUUUUCUGGGCUAAUAGACUGCUACGCAUCUUUCUUUGCUAAUUUCAAGUCGUUGAAUGGGUUUACGGAUCCCGGGAACUGCAUGAUUAUGGUUGCCGGAACGUCAGCAUGCUUUUUAUCUGGAACUUCGCAGCCUCGCAAAGCUCCAACGGGGAUUUGGGGCGGCUUCAGAUUACUUCCAGAGUACUGGUUUUACGAAGGUGGAUUCAGUUGUUGUGGUGUUCUCAUAGAUCAUCUUUUCCAUGACCAUCCAUGUGGAUACACGUCCUCCCAAUUGGCCAGUUCAACUUUCUGGAAGGAUUUUGACUCUACGGUGGACCGCAUUACUCGUGAUUAUGACAGCGAAUGGUUUUUGAAUAGAAGAAGGUUCUACAGUGGUGAUUACUUGGGUAACAGGACUCCGUACAAUGAUUCAAGUAUCUCUUCUUAUCUGAUAGGAGACUCGAUGGUCCAAGAUGAAAGAAAUCUCAUAUCUAAAUACCUCCUAAUACUUGAGUAUAUAGUACUUCAAGCAAGGCUUAUGCUCGAAUGCUUCGUUAAAGACGGCUUUCCUCUUCAAAAUAUGAUCGUCUGUGGUUCUCUAGCCAAAAAUUACAGAUUGAUGGAGUUACUUGAACUCGUAUUAGCAGCCACAUUUGGCAUUCACGUAUUUGUUUCAAACUGUGUAUCUGACAUGAAGUAUCAUGCGGCAUACGGUAGCAGUAUGGUAGCAAAAUGGGCUAGUAGAGAUGAUGAAAAGGGUAGCGGCCAAAGAUUGGAGCCCUUGAAGGCCGUGAAUAUCGAAAGGAACGCUAAAGCGACAACAGCUGAUAGGGUAGUUUCAUUGAUGAACAUUAAGUAUGGGGUAAUGAUGAAGAUGAUAAAAAUGCAGCAGAUUACUAAUGAUCAGCUCGAUGCUGAUAUAGACAUUGAACAACAUCAUCAAUAG